Didymodactylos carnosus is the source of this 1695-nucleotide messenger RNA. The record is from the annotation of a GenBank genome assembly. Lineage: Eukaryota; Metazoa; Rotifera; Eurotatoria; Philodinida; Philodinidae.
AUGUGUCACAACCCCAAUGGAAUUCCUCCAACCGAGGAUUCGUUUUCAUCAUUACUUGUACCUGGUGCAAAUUUUAGCGAGAUGUGUCACAACCCUAAUACAAUUCCUCCAACCGAGGAUUGGCUUUCAGCAUUACUUGUACCUGGUGCAAAUUUUAGCGAGAUGUGUCACAACCCCAAUACAAUUCCUCUAACCGAGGGUUCGUUUUCAUCAUUACUUGUACCUGGUGCAAAUUUUAGCGAGAUGUGUCACAACCCUAAUACAAUUUCUCCAACCGAGGAUGUGUUUUCAUCCACUGAAGACAUGCAUGACACUUCAGAAAUGGUGAUCUCGGAUGAAUUAAAAUUAGCACAGCAAAGUUUGCUACCAAUUUAUCAUACUCCAAUACCAUUGUCAACUGAGUCUUCCAUACCAACUUUUCCUCAUGAUAUUAACGGUGAAGGAAAAAAUGAAAAAAUUGGUACAAUUGUGAAAGAAUAUAAUCAAUCAGAAACUCUUAAUAUUCAACGAUGCAAGGAUUCGUCCAAUUCAAUAACAUUAUCAACAACGCAACCAGUGGAACCAUUACAUUUUCAACAAAUUCCAGAAAUAAGAAGAUCAGUUCAAGUUCAACCAAAUGCUGAAAUGGAGGAACACUUGAAUCCCAGAGCAUCAAAUGAUGAUAUAGUAUCUGCUACUCGUUCAUCGGAUUCGAAUCUCAUCGUGAUAUUAGAUCAACCUAGAUCUGAAUAUCAUCCAAGAACACAAAAAGAAAGCGAAAACACUGCACAUUUUAUAGGUUCUAAUGGAAAAUAUUUGUAUCCAGCUAUUAAGGUUGAUCGUAUAUGGCAGAAAAAGGGACGUAUCUACAUCAAAGUUCAACUAAUUGAUACAACUGGUCAGCCACAUCUCUAUCCGAUUAAAGGGAAACUUCCAUCGCGUAAAAAAGUCAAUAAGGAAGGACUUAUUGUGUGUUCACCCAUAGGAAUUGAUGAAAAUGAUCAUGCAAUUAUUAAUAACGAAAAAGAGAAUGCUGUUUAUUUUCUGGUAACAAAAACAGAUUAUGAUAAUAAAUUUAAAACGUUUUUAAUCGAAAUAACGAAACCAUUGCAAGAUGGCAUAAUAAUCACUAAAGAUAUUAUUCAUAACAGACACUUGAACAUAUCACAUAUAUCUUUUACACAAUGUUAUAUUGACGAAAAAUCUAAUAUAAUCUGUGCUCCAGAAACAACCCAAAUCAGUAAUGCUUUGGUUGAAGCUUACGGAAAAGUAGGUGUAGAAGAAUAUGCACCUCAUUAUGGUCCAUGCCAAGGUGGAGAAACUGUUAUUUUGAUUUUAAAAGGCACAAUGAAGACAGAAAAUUUAUCAAUAUCAAUAACUGAUGGAAAAGAUUGGAAUGAAAAAAUUGAAUUCAAACGAAAAGGCACAAGUGUUAGUUUGAUUAUACCGGAAUAUCGUACUUCUGCAAGAGCGUAUAUUUAUGUUUGCUAUGAUGAUGAUGAAAUAGCAAGAUUACAAUAUAACUAUUGUAAAGCACUCAAUGUUUUACUGGCACAAUUAAAUUUGGAUUCGUCUACCAGAAAUGAAGCCUUAGUAAACGCAGUAUGCGCUGGCAAGAGGUCACAUGUUGCAAUUCCACUUACUGUAAAUCAACUACCCUUUGUUCCAUCUACAGGCAUAAAGAGACAACACUCAACGAAUGAUUAUUUCGAGUGA